UUAUGUCUUCACUAUUGUUGUGUUUGGUUGGGGUGAAUGAUUCCGGAAGGAAUGGAAUGAAAAAUGAACUAUCUUAUGGAUGGUUUUUAAGAAAUUUAAUUCCUUCCUCCAUUCCAUUCCCUACAUCAUAUGCUAGAUAUCACCCCUUCCAUUUGAGAUGGAAUGCUCAUUCUCUCCCAUUCUCAAUUUCUUCUCAAAUCUCAUCAUAGCAAUUUUGCACUCUUUCAAAUUUUUUCAAAACUUUCUUCCUAUCUUUAUUAGUUUCAAGUAUUUUUUACUCAUUCCAUUCCGUUCCAUUCUCCCCAACCAAACACAACAUAUGUGUUCUCCAGAGCUAUGUUGCAAAAGCAUUUUUUAGCAUUACUUUAGAUGUGGGUCUCUCUCUGAUAAAAUAUGCCAGUGAGACCAAAUUAUUAUACUUAAUAAGAUUGGUGAAGUAAUUUAUUCUUGUUCACCUGGUGAACAUGGUUGGUUCUUGAAUGAGUUUUUUUUUUUUUUUUUAAAUUUGUGUCAUCUAUGUUAGCAUUGGAAUUUAUUCAUGCUUAUUUGCUUUUUUUUUUUUUUCUGUUACCGUGUUUUUCGUAAAGACUUGUAAUGUUUGUGCUUUAGUUUGGUUUUAUCAGAUUGGCUGCCUUGUGCUUUGUAAUUUGAGCACAUCUGGUGAACAAUCAUGUUUUUACAACUAAUCGUUAGCCACUUGUGCCUGAAUAUUAGAACUGUUUAAAAUGAUAUGGUGAAUGGACAAUGGCCAGCGCCUGUAGAAAUUUGGUUAUUUAAACAGGGUUGUUGACAAAUUUUCUGCAGUGGUAGAUGUAGAGCAUUUGGUUAUCGAAUAUGGGUUAUUCUGUUUUGGGUAGCCAAAUGUCGGGUAUGGGCUUGAUGACUUGUGCUGUGUAAUCCUUCAAUGCCAUGAUAAAAUAAUGUUUAACUUUUACCUUUCAGAAUAUACAGAUUGUUAGUGGGAGCAAAUGCUUUAUGAUGUUCGACUAGGAUUUGUUAUGUAAAUUCACCCAGGAAUAAUAGUUUUGCACAACUUAGGGGGAUAUUUUUGUAAUUGCACCCUUUUGGUACAAAAAGGGAAGAAAAAGAAGAAGAAUAAUGGUAGCUAAGCAUGCCAAGAUGGUGAAAAUCGAUUACCCUAGUACUUAACAAUAUCAGUGAAAACCGAGGAUCUUGUACCUAAUGAUUGUUCAAACUGUUUGGAAGCGAUCCUUGUCACCUAUUAGCUUCUUUACUAAAAUCUGCCUACAUCUCCACUUUUAAGUGAGUAUGGCCCUUUCCAGCCAUUGAAUGCCUGCUAAAGCGGAAGGUUUCAUUGAGGGUCUUCCUGCUGUUCAAUGGCUCCUUGUAAAGCGUAAGGUUUCGUUGAGCGAUCUAUCGGCCAUGGAGGGAAUCAUUUUUCCUCAGGUUCUCAGAUCUAUCGGCCAUGGGAGGGAAUCGUUAUUUCUCAGCUGCUCAGUGGUGAGUGUUCCACAUAGUAGCUUAUCAAUGGUGGUUACAGUCAAAUGUGGUCAUUGCACAAGCCUCCUUUCAGUCAAUAUGCUCAGAGCCUCCUUUGCUCCUCUUCAUCUCUCCCCUUCUCUUUCCCAUUCUGAUCAUCAUCCUGAGCAAGAGAUGGAGAAAGAAAUUUUUCCAGAAAUAACCAAGGAUUCUCAGAAAGAAAUGAACAAUUCAUCCCCUGUCAUCUCAUCGGAUGAAGAAGGAGACUAUGUUUUUUCAUCCAAUCUGGUCAUAAAUAGACCUCCAGAGAAAAGACCACGAGCUCCAUCUGCCUAUAAUCGCUUCAUUAAAGACGAAAUCCGAAGGUUAAAGGCUAAGAAUCCCAACAUGGCACACAAGCAAGCCUUCAGCACAGCAGCCAAAAAUUGGGCUCACUUUCCCCCAAGCCUGAACAAAUUAGGAGACGAGGAUGCUGCAGCCGGAAACAAAACACAUUUUCAUGCUAGGUCUAUGUAGAAGGCAAUGGUGUUAGCAUGAAGGAAAGGCCAGUAAAUAGUUGUGUUAAUUAAUUCAGUACCAAAAACAGGAUUAUCUUCCUCUACAAUUAAUUCCCUUAUAAAGCACAGUUAGUGGUUGCAAUCAUUUGCUUUUUCAAGGCAGAUGCUUUCAGCCUCUCACUGCUUAUUGAUUGUAGAAGUUUUACUUGAUGCUUAGGGCUCCCUUGUGAUUCAUUCUUGAUGUAUCAUCUGCUAAAUUGUGUGUUUGUGGACUGGAAAUGUAGACUGGGAAUCUUCUAGAUGUUUGUUAUGUA
Daucus carota subsp. sativus is the source of this 2251-nucleotide messenger RNA. Its product is annotated as axial regulator YABBY 4. Gene Ontology annotation, biological process: polarity specification of adaxial/abaxial axis; plant ovule development; cell fate commitment. NCBI's taxonomy places the organism in Eukaryota, Viridiplantae, Streptophyta, Magnoliopsida, Apiales, Apiaceae. Gene Ontology annotation, cellular component: nucleus. Bases 1291 to 1956 code for a protein of 221 amino acids. The record is from RefSeq and is a predicted model, not a curated record. The transcript is spliced from 7 exons.